UAUUCUGGGUGACCCGGGAAGCAUCGGGAAGUUAGGUCCUGCUGGAGACGUUGGCAUCUCUGGGGAGCAAGGCAUCCCUGGCCCUCCUGGCCCACAGGGUAUCAGAGGUUACCCAGGCAUGCAGGGACCCUAAGGGGGAGAUGGGUCCGCGUGGUUACAAGGGUCUCUUGGGGCCUGUUGGCAUCCCUGGCAUCCCUGGUGAGGAGGGGCCCCAGGGACCUCCUGGUGAGCCUGGUGACAAAGGUGAUUUGGGUGGAGUUGGCAUCAAAGGACCCCAGGGUGCUGUUGGAAAGAAGGGAGAAAAUGGUUUGCCAGGAAUUGAUGGCAAAGAUGGAACUCCUGGAAUUCCUGGCAUUAAGGGCGCUCCAGGACAGAGUGGAAGACCAGGACCUCCUGGCUCCCAGGGGGCAGCAGGUUUGCCAGGUAGCCCCGGAACUAAAGGUGGAGUCGGAGACAAGGGAGAGACUGGACCCCGAGGUGCUGUUGGGAUGUCUGGAUCUCCAGGCCCUCAGGGAGAGCCUGGCCCCCCUGGUGAAGCUGGUAUGGAAGGUGUCCCAGGACCCAAGGGUGACAGGGGAGAGAGAGGACCGGUGGGACCCCAGGGUGUUGUGGGCAAAGCAGGAAACAAGGGACAGAGAGGACCCAUGGGAAUCCCAGGGGCACAAGGACUUACCGGAACCAAAGGCGACAAGGGAUUCCAAGGACGGGUUGGACCUAAAGGAGACUUUGGUGACCCAGGUGUGGAGGGACUGGCUGGGGAGAAGGGGGAGAAGGGUAUCUCAGGUGAACCAGGACCUAAAGGACAGCAAGGAGUGCGUGGGGACCAGGGCCAUAACGGCCCCACUGGAGAUCCAGGCAAACCCGGCGACCCCGGCCCCCCUGGACUGCCCGGCCCCAGGGGCCUCAAUGGGGAGAGGGGCGUCCCUGGCAUGCCUGGCAUCCUGGGAGCAGCGGGCCGUGAUGCAUCUGACCAGCACAUCAUUGAAGUUGUCCUGAAAAUGCUGCAAGAGAGGCUAGCAGCGGUAGCGGUGAGCGCUAAGAGGGCCGUUUUGGGUGGAGCCGGCGUGAUGGGACCACCAGGACCUCCUGGGCCCCCAGGUGCGCCCGGACCUCAGGGGCCGCACGGGCCAGUGGGGGCGCGCGGAAUCCCCGGAAUCAUUGGCGCUCAUGGCCAGAUUGGAAACCACGGUCUUAAAGGGAAGAGAGGGGCUAAAGGAGAGAGAGGAGACCCUGGCCGCCCGCACCCUGGACAGCCUGGACCACCCGGUCUGCCAGGUCCUCCUGGUCUCGACGGAGUGGCCCGAGACGGUAAGCACGGGGAGAGAGGCCCCCAGGGCUCGGCUGGAGAAGCUGGUCGUCCAGGUAAGGCCGGCCCACCGGGUCUCCCUGGAUACUGCGAAGCGGCCGCCUGCCUGGCGGCUUCCGCCUACACCUCACCCCGCCUCCAGGAGGCCGGCCGGAUUAAGGGCCCUUCCAAGUAAGAGCUGACCCUCACCUCCGCCAGAACGAGGGAGGAGGAGGACAAGAAGAGAGGGAGAGAGAAGGAGAGGCACACUUACAGUACACUCGCUCCCUCUUCUAAACACCAGCGUAAGGGGAAGGGUGGAGGGGGCGGGGGGCAAACCAGCCUGACUGACAUUCCAAGACAUCUCUCAUUGUGACAUCAUCACUGUGGCCAGUCUACCAUUUUGCUGCUGGCAGUGUCAGCCAUUUUGGAAUACUCCUGCCUCCACCACCGCCCCCAAUAGCAGCGUCAGCCGUGACAUCAUCAUUAUCACCAUCACCAUCGCCUUGUGGACAUCACCAAACCAGUAGCCCUGGACUGAGAAGAACUAAGAGACUCAAGUCCAUGAAAAGUUAUAUUAAAUAAACAGAGGUGCUUUUCUUUUAUAUUGUGGUCACUUUAAAUGUUUUGAGUGUUACUGUUCAUUAUUUCCAAGCAUUGUUUGUUUUUAAACAGGGCAAGUUCGAGCACGCACUACCCCCUAACACAAACACCCCCCAAUCAACAAAUGUACAAGAGUAGCAAUAAAAGACACAAGUCCGUACGCUGAAAUCUCAUUACGUUUAUUGUGAAGGAUUUAGUUACCAGUUAAAUCUUACUCCAGACUAUAAAUCUUACUGUGUACAGUUUCCCCACAGACCUAUAAGAUACUGAUUACCUUAAUCAUGUUCUCUAGUUGCCCAGCAACAGGUUCUUGUCAACAGUCUAACCGAUAAUUUUAGUGCUAUGUAAAUCUUUGUAAAUGUGUGUUAAUUUUAUAUAUAAGGGUGGGUUUUCGUGUUAUUGUGAGAUCGGAACAGAGACCCUUGGUUAAUGAAUGUAAUCAGCAUUUUGGAGUUGAAAGUCCAACCAAACUCACUCUGCUUCUUCAUCGAAGGUUUCAUUUCCCAUCUGAUUCCUCUAAUGCCACUGUCCACUCCCAAUGCAAAUGACAACCUUUUGCCGUAACAAUAAAAGUGCAGAGAACUGAUUAUUUUCAUUAAACAACAAAAGCUAUUUAUUGUUCUUUAUUUGGUUCAUCUGUAAACAAGUUUUCUUUCUUUUUUUUCCACCUGGCUGUUCAGGUCGAUCUAAAUCAAUAAAGAGGAACGUUUUGUAAGACUGAA
This is a messenger RNA of Alosa alosa (allis shad), 2610 nucleotides long. It is a transcript of the gene col9a2, whose product is annotated as procollagen, type IX, alpha 2. NCBI's taxonomy places the organism in Eukaryota, Metazoa, Chordata, Actinopteri, Clupeiformes, Clupeidae. The record is from RefSeq and is a predicted model, not a curated record. The coding region runs from base 141 to 1481 and encodes 446 amino acids. The transcript has 21 exons.